CAAGUCAACACUCUAAACUGAGGGAAGAUAACACAGACUUCUGAAAAAACAAUUCACAGGGAAAACAAAAAUGGAUGUACUGACCUUCGGAAUAAUAGUAGGAAUUAUAAUUCUGUUUUUCGCCAUUGUUUGCAUUUUCACCAUUGAAGGCGCCUGCAACCGCCGCUCCACCUAACUCAAAACUCUCUCACUCUUCCACCACCACUCAAUUCUCAGUUUCUCUCUCCUCAAAUGUGGCGAAGGCAAUUCAGCAGUACCGCGACUGCGAUUACCGCGCUAAAAGACAAAAAGUGGGACGCCUUAGUAAUCGGAGGAGGCCACAACGGUUUGACGGCGGCGGCUUACUUAGCUCGCGGUGGAUUAUCCGUCGCCGUCCUUGAGCGGCGUCACCUUGUCGGCGGUGCUGCUGUUACGGAGGAGUUAAUCCCUGGGUUUAAGUUCUCGCGCUGUAGUUAUCUCCAGAGUCUUCUUCGUCCUUCCAUCAUCAAAGAGUUGGAAUUGGAGAGACAUGGAAUGAAGCUACUGAGGAGAGAUCCGUCGUCGUUUACGCCGUGUUCGGAUGGGAGAUAUCUUUUGUUAGGGCCUGAUAAGGAGCUUAAUCGUUCCGAGAUCUCCAAGUUCUCCUUAAGUGAUGCUGAUGCUUAUCCCAGAUACGAGAGUCAGCUUGAACGGUUCUGUAAAUUCUUGGAUCCGAUUCUGGAUUCACCGACUCCUGAGAAUUUAAAAGGUGCGUCAUCUUUUGGUGACAAGAUGAAGAGUAAGUUGUACAAGUCAACUUUUUGGUCUUCCUGCCUUCAUCGUGCCGCUUCCCUUGGGCAAAAAGAGAUGGUGGAUUUUAUGGACCUUCUUUUGUCCCCAGCCUCAAAGGUUCUGAAUAACUGGUUUGAGUCUGAUGUUCUAAAAGCAACACUUGCAACAGAUGCUGUAAUAGGAAGCAUGGCAAGUGUGCACACGCCAGGUAGCGGGUAUGUGUUACUACAUCAUGUGAUGGGAGAAACAAACGGAGAACGUGGCGUAUGGUCGUAUGUAGAAGGGGGAAUGGGUUCUGUCUCCUUAGCCAUCAACCAUGCAGCAAAAGAAGCUGGAGCACACGUAGUGACCAGUGCUGAAGUUUCACAGCUGAUGACCGGGGACUCUGGAGCUGUAGAGGGGGUAUUGCUGGCUGAUGGAACGCAGGUUCACUCCUCCAUUGUGCUAUCUAACGCAACCCCUUACAAAACUUUUGUGGAUUUCGUGCCAGAUCAUAAACUUCCUGAUGAAUUUCUCCGCACCAUCAAGAACUCUGACUAUAGUUCUGGAACCACAAAAAUAAAUUUAGCAGUUGACAAGUUGCCCCAGUUUGAUUGUUGCGAUAGCAAAAUGGAUGCCGGCCCUCAGCAUGUUGGUACUAUUCAUAUUGGUUCAGAAAGCAUGGAGGAGAUUCAUUCUGCCUGUCAAGACGGUUUGAAUGGCUUACCAUCACGAAGACCAGUUAUUGAAAUGACGAUCCCUUCUGUGUUAGAUAAAACGAUAUCCCCUCCAGGAAAACAUGUAAUCAACUUAUUCAUACAAUACACACCCUAUCAACCAUCAGAUGGAAGCUGGCAAGACACUGCAUACAGGGAGUCGUUUGCAAAACGGUGUUUCUCCUUGAUUGAUGAAUAUGCACCUGGCUUCAGCUCAUCAAUUCUUGGAUAUGACAUGCUUACUCCUCCAGACCUAGAGAGUGAAUUUGGUUUAACAGGAGGAAAUAUCUUUCAUGGUGCUAUGGGAUUAGAUUCUCUCUUUCUUAUGAGACCUGCAAAAGGAUGGUCAAAUUAUAGGACACCACUAGAAGGAUUGUAUUUGUGUGGAAGUGGAGCUCACCCUGGUGGCGGGGUUAUGGGCGCACCUGGGCGCAAUGCCGCACAUGCAGUUCUCAAUGAUAUUAAGAAGAAAAAAUAAGAAGGCACAGAGUAGAGAUGGCAAUGGAUCCUAGACCCUGUUCAGAUUAGUUAUAUAGGAUCUAGAACUUCAAAUUCUGGACGUUGUGGAUCCGGAUUCGCUUCUGACAGAUAGGAUCUGAGUCCUAUUUUUUAGAUUCUGAUCCGGUCCCGAUUCGGCCUGUCUAUCCGUUUUAAAAGAAAUCUUAUGUUUAAUGAAAAAUACAUGUGGAUCUAGAUCAUGAAAAAUACAUGAAAAAUACAUCUGGAUCUGGAUAGGAUUCAGCCUAAAUCGUUGCCAUCCCUAGCAUGAAGGGGUAUGGAGAAUUGUACAGUUUCAUGCUGGACUAUUGCAUCAUUAAGCUACUGUACAAAUAAUAUUUUCAUUUAACAUUUUAACCUUUUGUGGA
This is a messenger RNA of Spinacia oleracea (spinach), 2311 nucleotides long. RefSeq lists its product as uncharacterized. Gene Ontology annotation, molecular function: oxidoreductase activity. NCBI's taxonomy places the organism in Eukaryota, Viridiplantae, Streptophyta, Magnoliopsida, Caryophyllales, Amaranthaceae. The transcript has 16 exons. Bases 232 to 1923 code for a protein of 563 amino acids. The record is from RefSeq and is a predicted model, not a curated record.